Molecule: messenger RNA, 402 nt
Organism: Pseudogymnoascus verrucosus
Lineage: Eukaryota; Fungi; Ascomycota; Leotiomycetes; Thelebolales; Thelebolaceae
Exons: 1
Coding region: 1-402 (133 amino acids)
Source: RefSeq, a predicted model, not a curated record
AUGGCAGACAAGCCCCCGUCCGGCGCUCCCCCCCCAUACGGCGGCUCACCCUACCCUCCCCAACCCGCACACCUCAACCCCGACGGCGGCGGCGGCAGCAACCAAGCCUACUACGGCUCACCCUCCCCACAACCGCAAUACGCCAACCCACAACAACAAUACAACAACCCCCAACCCCAAUACGGCGCCCCAGCUCAAGGCUACUACCAGAGCGGCCCUCCUCCACAGAUGGGAUACCAGCAGCAGGGUCCACCCAUGGGGUACCAGCAGGGUCCGCCGAUGGGGUAUCAGCAGUAUCCGCAGCAGGAUGAGAGAGGGAACUCGAGUGGUGCUGCUGGGGGGUGCUUGGGGGCGUUGUGUGCGGCGAUGGCUUGUUGUUGUUGUUUGGAUAUUUUGUUCUAA